Sclerotinia sclerotiorum 1980 UF-70 is the source of this 1218-nucleotide messenger RNA. RefSeq lists its product with no specific name. Lineage: Eukaryota; Fungi; Ascomycota; Leotiomycetes; Helotiales; Sclerotiniaceae. The transcript has a single exon. The record is from RefSeq and is a predicted model, not a curated record. Bases 1 to 1218 code for a protein of 405 amino acids.
AUGGCAAGCGAGUUUAAAUUCAAAAGGUUCUCGCCCACCGCUGAUAAUCUUCCGAGAAAUUCGCCAUCGGCACCUAUCAGGAUACUCGGAAGUGGUCUAUCAGCUUUAACGCUUGCAUGCAGUCUUCGCAAAAAACAUAUCCCCUUCCAAAUUUAUACUCGAGACACCCGGCCUCAAAGUUUUUGGGAUCGGCAUGAUUAUAGUCUUUUGCUAUCAGGGAGAAGUAUCAGAGCGCUUAGGAGACUGCUCUGUAUAGGUGAAGAUGUUUUUCAACGCACGCUUCUAGUGCCACUUACCACACCCUUUCCGUCUAAAAGUCGAGAGCUAGUCAAAAUCAGAAUUCACAGGGGGAAGCUAGAAUAUCUCUUGAGGCAGGCCUUCGAGAAAGAGAUCGAAUGGGAAUGUGAGAUUAAGGUUGAAUCCGAAGCAAGUGGGUUACCGCGUCUGAUUUUUCCCUCGCAUGUCGAUAAAUUAGAAGGGAGUAUUACAUUCGAUUGUAUGGGUGCUCAUUCUCCGAUAAAAUACGCAGAAGUUAGCCACACCAUCCUCCCCGUUGUGGUAUUCCGAGGCCAGAUGUUCUUGUCGAAAUCCUCAUGGGAUCGAAAGUUUCGGCAUUGGUUUCCCAAUAACACAUCACAAAUCCGAGAGCAAUUCGAUAAAACAAUAUUGGAGCUUAUAAUCGACGACGUUCAUCCGCACGGAGGCGUAGUGAAGUUAUCUUAUGUGUAUUCAAGGCCUCGUCUAGAUGGUCCGAUAGAUCCGCCCGAUGAACUCUGGGUACCGAAACGAUCGAUUGAUGAAGCAAGGUCCCCUGCCUUGAUCGAAAAGUUCCUCGACGAAGUCGAAGUCUUUCGACAAGAGUAUAACCUACCUAAACCUUAUGAUGAAGUCUUCAAUCCAGAAAGAAUGAAGGAAGAUGACCUCGUGCAUUGGCUGCAGAGACAUUCAAGGGCAAACCAGCCGAAGCUAAUUCAUCUGUGGAAUGGCGACGAAAGGAUAUUCAAGUUAGGUGAUGCCAUAUUCCAAAUGAGCAUACUCGAGUCUACCGGUGCUGAACUUGCCAUUCAGGAUGGUAUUGGGGUUGCUAGAGAAAUUGAGCGAUGUAGGGAGGCGAUGCUGCAUAAGUGGCUAAUCAGCGGCUGGGUGGGGAGGCAUUGGCAUGGUCAUGCAAGCUUUCAUCGUAUGGCUAAAAGGUAUAGAUCAGAAGUGAUAGAAUAG